Molecule: messenger RNA, 1887 nt
Organism: Morchella sextelata
Lineage: Eukaryota; Fungi; Ascomycota; Pezizomycetes; Pezizales; Morchellaceae
Exons: 1
Coding region: 1-1887 (628 amino acids)
Source: RefSeq, a predicted model, not a curated record
AUGACUCCGAAUCCUGGACUCGAUACUGUUAAUUAUUUUGUUCAAAUGUAUCCUGUCGACAACAAUUAUGAUCUCCGUCUAUUAUCUACGUCAACACUAUCAGAGCCAGAAACUGAAACAGGGACCCAAUCAGUUUCUCCCCGGUCCGUUCUCUCGUCGAACCUCCUGCUCAAAUCUAGGGAGCAGAACAAAAGUAUGCACCCUACUUCUGAGGGUCAAAUCUCCGUCCAGAAGCGUAUGGAUGGGCUACUUGCCUUGGAUCUCAAAGGAGUAUUAUAUUGCUGGUAUCACGAGAACAAAUAUGAUACAGAAGUUGAGCUUAACUGUGGAAUUGAAGUUGAGGCCGAAGCCCUCAUCGCUGUCUCUGAUGAUGAAGGUGAAGAUGAUGAUGAUGACGACGGUCUUGAAAGCUCUUCAGCUCGCGCACAGCAGGACUCUUACCAAGACCAACUAGUUAAAUAUCUUUAUUCGCUAACAAUCCCUCCACUAAUUGCACUUUAUAAUUCGGAAGAGGGGUCAGAAGAAGCAUGGCUCCAAGUACCGAAGAGUGCUGCAAAAUUGCUGGUCGUCAGGUUAUCCGAACUUAUCGGAGAUACAAAUUUUGACAUUGCCAGUUUUGACUGGAAACCCGUCGUAAAAGGCGUAAUGUCUAAUCUGCGCGAGGCAGCAAAACAAAAAAAUGGAUCGGAGAAUAUGAAUUCAAUAGUUCUAUUCGAAAUGUUACUCGGACACUACCUCGAAGUUUACUCGGGGAAUUUCACAUUUCCAGACGAUGAAGACUUCCAGGGCAUCUCCACCGAAAGUACAGAUGGCCACAUUGGAUUUUUUAAUUACGAUAAGAAGAAUGAGGAGCAUGUCCGACGGCAACUUAUCUGGAGCAGCCAGAAAAGGGAUACUUCGUAUAUUAAAAGUAAAUAUGAGGAUACUGAAGAUCCUCAAUUAGGGAUUGUUAUUGACCGCUGGUUCCGUUGCUUCGACGGAUCAGGCUCGAAAGUGUUAUGUGAGAUUCCUGAUUGGUACGACCAUGGCCAGGAAAGUGUGGAGAAUCUCCGUGCCAAAAGGAACAACAAGAUUCUGAGAAGUCAUCAAACCGAUGAUGAGUUUCCAGUCGGGCAGGAAUUCCCAGCGCAUUUUUCCGCAGGUCCACCGAGGUUAUGGAAAAAUUGCAAAUUUGAUAAGCACGGUGUAAAGUAUCAUAUGACAUGCCCACUUACACCUCACCCUGAAUAUGUUGGAGAUGUUGAGCAAGAUACAACUGGAGGUUACAAAGGUCCUCUAGUAAGAAGAGGUGUGAUCACACCGCCGCUUAGUAGUCUCUUAGCAACACCUACGGGCCUUGGGACACCGCGACUAUCAGCUUCGGGCCAAAAUACACCCUUAGCAACCGAUGCACCUCGAGUAGCAUCCUCGUUGACUACAUCUGGUACCCCACCUCACGCUGCACCACUAGCACUGCCUAGCACACGGCCAGCCUUCGGCAGGAUGGGAGACACUCUUGCUUAUAUUGGCUUUUUUACUUUACUCACUCUCUUCGCGGUAAUCAUGUUUCUAGUCGUAAGCAAUCUAUUCCUCACUCUCCAAGAUUCCUUUGAUGCUCUCAAAGAAUGGAAAGAUAGACGAUAUGGUUCAAAAGGCAGGGGCUCAGCAGUAGAAGAGACCAAUCUAGAUCAAGGACCAAAUCACCCAGCGCCGGCAUACAUCUCUAGUGAUAAUGUUUAUCACAUUGGGGGUGGAGUGGGUGCCCCGAUAAGCGCAGCUUUGACGGAGAUCAGGCGGCUAUCCAUGGCAAGUACAGGGAGUCAGCCAGUGGAUGAAGGCGGCGAUACAAUUAAAAGGAAGAAAGUUGCGAUGAGAGGUGUCGUGGACGAAGAGAUUGGGAUAAUAUGA